Molecule: messenger RNA, 405 nt
Organism: Gaeumannomyces tritici R3-111a-1
Lineage: Eukaryota; Fungi; Ascomycota; Sordariomycetes; Magnaporthales; Magnaporthaceae
Exons: 1
Coding region: 1-405 (134 amino acids)
Source: RefSeq, a predicted model, not a curated record
AUGUAUGGAUGUCAGCUGCAAGGCUCUCCAGACGCCGCAAAACGAACCAUGCUGGAUCCCACACUCUGGCGCGCGCUUCCUGUUGUAAAGAUCGUCUUGCCACCGUGUCCCGCUGAGUGCUGUCGGGUGCACAUCCACAGAUCUCACGCCAUCGGCAAAUCGCAACGGGCUUCUAUUUCAGGGUCCUCUAACAGCGCGCCUUUGGCUCAAUGUCUGUUACCCAACAACUCCCAAGGGGAUAGCGGCCACCAACAACCAUGUGUUUCGCCGCGCGCAGGAUCGCGGUGGUGUCAGCCCUCCCCGGGUGAGUCAGCAAUGCCCUGGACGCUCCCAGCUCGAUCUGGGGAUGGCAUCGAGUCACCCCGGCCAGCCCUGGCAUUAGCUGCGAGCUAUCCAAGGGGCUGA